AUGCUGCUGCCAAGUAGAGAUUACUCGCUUGUUCUCUUUGAUGCAGACGUGUCUGCCGGGAGCAAGACCAAAGACGCUCAAGACUAUCUGAGCCGGUCCGUCAUACACAAUAAAAAGAACUUCUUCUUCGUUUCGUGGGACUAUGCGAAAAUCGCUCGUUCCCGUUCCCCUCCAACCGACUUUACCAAUUGCUGCUUGAAUGGACAGCCAUACGAUGGCAGAGGCAUCAGAAGUGUCGCCGUGACGACGUACGGCGAGUCUCUCGCGACCAGGCUUCUCCAAGACGCCGCCAGCAAGCCUAACAACGGGCUCCCCGAUAGCGUCCUCAAAGGCAUGUUUCUGCUCAACCCUGAGUCUAUGGACUAUCUCCGGACCGAGUUCGGAAAAUUGUUUGAUAAGGAAUGGAACAUCAAAGCCGAUGACAAUACAAGGUUUACAAUCCUCGUUGUUGACCGAGACACGGGAUGCCAACCUGAGGGUGUCUAUCCAGAGCUUGACACGGGAAAUGGCAUUUCCGUAGUUCGUGAAAUUGUGCAGGGCAUGAUGGCCAGCACCAUAGGCCCGCAUACGCUGAAUGUCAUCUCGUGUGGAUAUCAAAGCGAAAGUUCAAUAACCGGCAUUGGGCAGUAUUGGACCAAACUCCCAAAGGUGGACAGCGUACCAAACAUUGACAAGACCCAGCCCGUCACCAAGAGGGAUGUCGAGGCCUACUUUCUAUAUUGGGCCUCCCAAGAGGACCAGAACCAGCAGUACUUUAAAAUGGCCAUUGGUCUCCGGAGCGGCGUCAUCGAUCUCUUCACCUUCAUGGGCAUCCCGACCGUGUCCAUCGGACUACGCAACAUGGUCGGAGAAUCGCGGCACAAGAGGCUGAGCGGGCCAAACUUCAAGCGGGUAAAUAUCCAAUAUGACGUGCCGCGCCAUUCAACCACUGCCUUCGUGGAGGACAGGUACAACCCCCAAGAAGUCUUGCUCAACUCCCCGUUCUGGCUGGGAGGUGCUCCCAUAAAUGCUUUGGCUGGUUUUCCACCGCGGAGCGCCCUUACAGACCAACAAAAGAUGCAAGAGAAGACGUCGCCCCUGCAACCCUUUUGCGAUUUUGACAAGUUUGUCCUCAAGGUCGGCGUGAGGCUUGCCUGCCAUCAAUACAUCAAUUGGAGCACCACGGUCAAGACGGUGAAUCGGAAUUUUCCUCAAGUAUUGACCACUAGUGCUGCAAGAUUUUGCUAUCUGGCCGAGGAACAGGGGACAACAAGUGGACGACCAAGUGUGAAGUCAUGCUUACUGAGACGGAAGUCAAUCGACAAGAAAGCCAUUGAGGGCAUGCGAGCCCAGCUCAGCAACCCAGACUCAACGCUUCAACUGUCAGAUACCCAGUUUGAUGAAUUCUACACAGUGCAAUUUAAAAAGGACUGGAGGCGUAUCAAAAGAUUACGCCCUUAG
Messenger RNA from Metarhizium acridum CQMa 102, 1440 nucleotides. RefSeq lists its product as uncharacterized. Lineage: Eukaryota; Fungi; Ascomycota; Sordariomycetes; Hypocreales; Clavicipitaceae. The record is from RefSeq and is a predicted model, not a curated record.